Messenger RNA from Paramuricea clavata, 3989 nucleotides. NCBI's taxonomy places the organism in Eukaryota, Metazoa, Cnidaria, Anthozoa, Malacalcyonacea, Plexauridae. The record is from the annotation of a GenBank genome assembly.
GUUUCGCCAACUGAUUGUGAAAGUGAAUGAUGAAGUCUGUAGCUCUGGUAUUUUAGAUGUUGCUGUCAGCUUUGAUGGGAUUUGGGCGAAGAGAGGUUUCACCUCUUUAAUUGGUGUAUUUUUUGUGACCUCUUUGGAAACUGGUGAGGUGUUGGACUACCACGUUUUAUCAAAGUCUUGUCAAAAGUGUUUGCAUAAAAAGUCACAAUGUCAAAACAAUGUUGAUGCAUUUGAGGAAUGGAAAAGAGAGCGUGAAGCUUCUGGAGAGUGUGACAUGAAUUUUACUGGGAGUUCACCUGGCAUGGAAGCUGAAGGAGCUUCUGUUCUUUGGAAUAGGACCCUUGAUAAGCAUAACAUGAGAUACAAGUGGAUGGUAUGUGAUGGGGAUAGUAAAUCACAUAGCACUGUUAAAGGACAAUGGCAGUAAUUUUUUUUAUUCUUGAUAUCUAUUAAACAUACCUACGGAAUACUUAAUUAUGUAUUUUCAAUUGUCUAUCGCGUUUAGUUUUUCAGAAAUUCAUAAAACGUUCAACAGUCGUCUGCCAUCUUGAAAAAAACCUGGUAUGCCAAUUUAUGUGAGAAUAAAUUUGUGACAUCAGGAGCAGGGAAACAACAACCUUGUACCCAGGGUCUUGCCUAUGGGAAAGACCCUGGUUGGGGCUGGUCAUGUGACUUUACAAAAAUAUAUUGGCUAAGGGGGGAGGGCAGAGUAUCAAAUAACAUGCUUCCACAAAAAAUGUUAAACUUCCAUUACAAGGAGUGGGUCAGAGUGAUCUAAAUUAUAUUUCGUUAUUUUUGUGAUACAUGGUUCGAAAUGCCUGCUAAUGUUUGUGUUUUUCUGUUUGCUUUUCCAUUACAAAUUAAAACAUUUUAAAAUUUUGUCAACAGUCAAAUCAACAAUUCAAGCUAGAAAAUCGCAUGCUUUGAAGAUGUUUUGUAUCAAAUCGGUCACUAUAAGAGGUCAGUUGACAGUUAUAAAUACUGUUUUUAUAUUUCUAAUAUUUCUAUAAAAAAAAAUAAGCCAUAAGAUAGAUUUGUUAAUUCUUGUUUGCAAAUGUUGAUAUGCUUUGAACUGAUUUACUGAUAAUUUUCAAAAGUAAACUAUAUCACAAGUUUGUAAGCCAAUGGCAAUGUCAAACAUUUGGCCUCUAGCUAAACAGAUAGAAUGCCUACUUUACCUCCAUGCAUGAAUCAAGCAAAAGAAUAACAGCAAUAUAUAGAGUAUAAAAACAUAAUUUUUCUGAUAUACACAAAAUGAAUGACAUUCUAUUAUGGCAUGAAAUAAUGCUCUCAAUACUCAAUAGACAUAACAUUUAGACCUUGAUAGCUAUUAAACUACCUCAGCUUUCGUUGAGAAGAAGCCGUUUAUAUAAUAUAUAUAUAUAUAUACAAAUUAUUUUGUUCUCUGGAUUCUAAUUUAAAUGUUUUGAGCUUUCGACUCAGUACUUCGAGCAUUCAUCAGAAAGUUGGAAUGUUUGAAUUUUCACGCUGUUCUCGUUCUUGAAGCCUUUGGGAACGUCUGAUUGGUUGAUCACAGAUUUCGGCUGAUGGAUUGUUAUUGGUUGCCAUGGAGUGCGGGUGAUUGCAAUCAUUGUGAGUUGAUAUUGAGAAGGAAGUUGCGGGUGGGUUAAAGGUUAAUGAAGGCAAAACAGGACUUUUGUGUGAGUGUUUUAGUUGUAAGUAUAUUACAGGAAUGUCAAUACGGCGGUUAAAUGUUAGUUUAUCUAUACUAUGCCACGCUUCUUUAAACUCACAGGCAUGUUUCGUGGUAGCUUGUCCUAGGCAUCUCGUUUGAGACCAGUCAAAUUUGUGUCUGUUAUUGUCUGCGUGCAUGGCUGGGAGUGAAUUAUGGUCAUGUCUGUUAAUGGCGUUUUGAUGUUCGGUUAAUCUGGUCUGAAUUUUCUUAGACGUUUGUCCAAUGUACUUGUUGGGGCAGUUGUUGCAAGUAAACAUGUAAAUGGCAUUAUGUUUUUUGGUUACGUUUGUUUUGUCUUUAUGAUUAGUGAACUUGGAUCUAAGUUUGCAUGUUGGUUUGUGUGCAAUGUCGAUGUUGAAAGGUCUGAGAAGUCUAGCUGUCAUUUCCGACGUGGUGUUUAUAUAAGGAAGUGUGAUCCUCUUUCUUGUUUGGUUUGUUUGGUCUGUGUUAGUUGGUUUCCUAUGUGAUAGUACUUUGUUGACAAAGUCCAAGGGGUAGCCAUUUUUGUGAAAAGUAGAGUAUAAGUAUUUGCAUUCAUCUCGUUUAGAUUCCUCAGUGCUGCAAUGCAUGUCAAUUCUGUUGAAAAGUGUUUUUAUGCAACUAAUUUUGUGCUGUGUGGGGUGGUUGCUGUUGUAAUUUAAUAUUUGGUCUGUGUGCGUUUUCUUGCGAUAUACUUGUGUGUUUAAGGUGCCGUUGUCAGUUCUUGUUAUUAAUACGUCCAAAAAUGAUUUUAUUGCCGUGUUCUUCCUCUUUAGUAAACUUGAUGUUUUUAGUGGUGGUGUUGUUGAUCGUUUGUAAGAUGUUUUCCGUUUUGUCUUUUUUAACAGUCGCAAAUACAUCAUCAACAUAACCUGUCCCAUGUUUUGAUGUCAUUGUUAUUUGUCACAGCUUUAUUUUCCAGGUCUUGCAUCACUGCUUCAGCAAGGAAACUGGAAAGAGGUGACCCCAUUGGAGUGCCAGAGAUUUGUCUGUAGUAAUUGUUUUGAAAGCAGAAUUCAGUUGAAAGACAUAGGUCAAGUAAAUCGAGAAUGUCUUGUAUAUUAAGUUGCGUGUGUGAUUGCCAUGAGGUAUUGUUAGUAAGAUGUUUUCUGGUUAUUUGUCUUGCUGUGUCAAGAGGAAUGGAAGUGAAUAAGGAAACAACGUCAAAGGAAAUCAUGAUUUCAUCAGGUUCAACUCUGAGAUCUUUCAUUUUCAACAGAAAGGCUUUGGCAUUAUUGACAGAAUGAGGUGAUGACUUAAUCAGAGGUUUGAGAAUGUCAGAGAGAACUUCGAUAGGUUGUACGUAGGGGAUCCAGGAAGGGAAACAAUUGGUCGGAGAGGGUUAUUCUCUUUAUGUAUUUUUGGAAGUCCAUAGAAUUUAGCAAUAGUUGGGUCUGACUCGAUCAUAAAUUUGUUUGCUUAGUUUGUCUUGGUCCUUGAGGGUUUUAAGUUUCGUGUUAAUUCGAUUCACUGUAGUUUUACUUGGGUCGGUGUCAAGUGGCUGAUAAGUGUUAGUGUCAUUAACAAGUGCUUUAGCUUUAUUAGUGUAAUCUGAUUUGUCCAUGACAACAGUCAUGCAUCCUUUGUCUGCGGGUAGAAUAAUAACAUCAUCAUCGUUCUUAAGGUCUUUCAAUGCUUCGCGUUCUUGUUUGAUAUAUAUAUAUAUAUAUAUAUGAACAUUCAUUUGAAUAAAUGAAUAUUCAAACAAUCUCAAAGCCCCAAACCAUUCGAUUACUAAUAUCAGGAAUAAAAAAAAUUAUUGCCAUUGUAUAAAAAUUGGACUGUGUGGGCAAACAUUUAUUGAAGUUGAAAGCUAGUUUUAAAGGCAAAUCAGCAGAUGGAAAAUCAAUAGGAGGUAGUGGAAGACUCACAGAAGAAAAAAUUAAACAACUUCAAAAAUAUUAUGCCCUGGUGAUAUGCCAAAAUACUAUUAAAAGUGCAAAUUCAUCAGAAGAAGAAAUUAAUACUGCAGUUUACACAAUGAAAAAAAAACAUUGCUACACUACACCACAGUGUAAAGCUUCAAGAUGCCACUAAACAUCGCUUCCACCUGAAAGGUGAACAAUUAUGGUGUAAAUGGCAACAGGAUUUGGCAAGUGUGACACGCACUUACAAAGAUGACAACUGCUUACUUGAAGCAUUCUUUGAGGUUUUAAAACCAACGUUUGUGACACUUGCUGACAGUAAACUUUUAGAAAGAUAUAUUAGAGGAGCAACUCAAAAUCCCAAUCAGACCUUGAAUUCAAUGGUUUGGAUUCGAUGCCCUAACUUAAGCACAGAUAUCAUGGAUUCAAAGUUGUUCGGUGUGCUGUAG